Molecule: messenger RNA, 663 nt
Organism: Rhipicephalus microplus (southern cattle tick)
Lineage: Eukaryota; Metazoa; Arthropoda; Arachnida; Ixodida; Ixodidae
Product: natterin-3
Source: RefSeq, a predicted model, not a curated record
AUGGACGCUUACGGAGCGAUUGACAGUGAAGCCUAUGCGGUGUUGACAGGCUUAACACCGUUUCGCAGCACCCACUACAGGCCCGUGUGCGAGUGGGUCAUAUGCUUCGAGAACCGCAUUCCGUACAACGCGGUGCCCGGCGGUGAAGACAGCGGAGAGACCAUCUACAUCGGCCGCGCUGUGCACAACGGCGAGGUGAUACCUGGCAAGGUGGUGCCGUCUCACAGCUGCUGCUACGUCGCGUAUGAGGGCGCCGAGCACAGCCACAGGGACUACCAGACUCUCAUCUCGGAUGGCACUCCGUUGUCCUGGGUGCCGGCUUCCGACGGCGCACUUCCCACCGGCGCCGUCCAGGGCGGCGUGUGUGCUUCGGGCGAGCCACUCUACAUCGGCCGUGCCUACCACGAGGGAACACUCACCAUCGGCAAAGUGCAACCUUCGCGCCGCUGCCUCUCCAUCCCGUACGGUGGCGAGGAGCAUUGCUACUCAGACUACGAGGUACUGGUGGUACAGACGGUCAACUUCUGAGAUAAAGGAAAGGUGGACUCGUCACAAGAACGCCUGACGUAAACGCUCAAGCUAGCUCACUCUUGAAACAACCCUAUUCGGAUCUGGUUUCAACGUCCUUGCGCAAUAAACCACUGUCACAUAUAUUUUAGUAAA